Molecule: messenger RNA, 393 nt
Organism: Closterium sp. Naga37s-1
Lineage: Eukaryota; Viridiplantae; Streptophyta; Zygnematophyceae; Desmidiales; Closteriaceae
Source: the annotation of a GenBank genome assembly
AUGGAACGAUCUGCAGCGGCGUCGAAGCAACGGCAAUCUUCCAAGCAACAGAAGAAUCCUCAACCUGCUGAACAACAAAGCCCUCCUGCGCCAAUAUUUUCCGGACCGAAUCUUCAGAAGAACCUCGCCGCUGUGAACCUCAGUCGCACAUACCUUGCGAUUAUAGCAGGUGUAGUGGCAGGCAUAUUAGGUCUAACAGGAAUAUCAGGUUUCCUUUGCUACAUAUUUGUCAUGGGCCUUGGGGCUGUUGGCCUGUUCAUCAAGACUGGGUUCCAUAUAAACAAGUACUUUGACACUUGGCAACGGAUAGGUGGAAUGGAUGGCCUCACGCAAGGUGCCAUGUCAUUCGUUCUCUUCUGGACGCUUGCCUAUGAUUUCGUUCAUCUUUUCUGA